Messenger RNA from Prorocentrum cordatum, 2505 nucleotides. The record is from the annotation of a GenBank genome assembly. Lineage: Eukaryota; Dinophyceae; Prorocentrales; Prorocentraceae.
AUGGACCGGCCCAUGGAAGCCGCGCUGCGGGAGGUGUUCGUGCGCGGCUGCGGCCUUGACCCCUGGCCGCACCAGCUGCAGGCGGUGGCGCACAUCUUAGAGGAGCUCGAUGCGGCUGCUCCUGCCGGCGGGGACCGCCAGCAGAAUUUCUUGGUACAGCACAGCACAGGCAGCGGCAAGUCGUUGACCAUGGCGCUCAUGGCCUGGGCGCUGGGUCACGUGGCCGAGCUCGGUGGGCGCGGGCGCACGUUCGUGCUGACGCUGCUGCUCAGCGACCGGCGGCAACUGGACAUGCAAUUGGGCGAUGCUUGCGCCCCCUUUCUGAGCAAGGCUGGGAUGCCACCGUCCAGCGUGAGGCGGUGCGACGAUGGAGGGGACCUGGUCAAGAUGUUGGGAGACGUUGCGUCUGCCAGGAACGGGGGGCCUUCGAGCUACCAGCAGCGCUUCGACCGCCUUUUUGAAGGCGGGAGGGCCCAUUCUCGGAGCGGGUAUCGCCCUGGCGCGCUCGUGCCCAUCCUGCGGCGUGGCCUCGUCGCAGUUGUCUGCGAGGAGGCGCACCGCUCCCACUUCAUCGGCGACUGCACCACGAAGACGGUCAACCGCCUCUUCGGUGCCCACAGCCUGCACGAGGUCGCUGCGAGAGCAGGCUGGCAGCCGCAUGAGCUUUCGUACAUCGGCUUCAGCGCCACCCCAGACGAGCGGACACUGAAGCGCUUCGGACUGCGCCAGGACCUCAGCCAUACCCUGCGAUGCUGGCGGCCGGUGCACGCUUACCACAUCGGCCAGGCGGAAGGGGAUGGCGUCAUCAUGGACGUGCUGUCGAACUACGCCAGGAGCAGCUGGCCAGAAGGCUCCACGUCGAGCUCCCGUGCCGCCUGGCUGCUGGAGGACCUCGCGCGCAAGCGAGACGCGCAGCCCGCGGACCUGCGGCCGCGCUGCGCUGGGAUGCUGGUGUGCAGCAGCCGUGCCGAGGUCGUCCAGUGGGUCCGGGCGCUGAGGGCUGCCCAGGCGGCCCGGCAGGGCCCCGCGCUCCCCGGAGGCGCAGGCGCCGGGGGCCGGCCGGCGGGCCGCGGGUGCCACGGAGUGUUCGGCUUCUACAGCGGCCUCCUGGAGGGCGCCGAGGGCGAGGAGGCGGAGGGGGAGGUGCGCCUGAACGGGGGGCUCAGCCUGCCGGACGCGUGCGCCGCGGCCCGAGUUCUCGUGGUGUGCCGCAAGCUGGAGACGGGGUACGACAACCCCCACCUCUGCGUCCUGUACAGCUCGGCGGCGAGCGAGCUUGAAGACCGCAAGCAGAUCGUCCAAGUGCUUUCCCGCAUCAACCGGAGUCUGCCAGGCAAGAUCCCCUUUGUUGUCGACUUCUGCAACGACAUCGGUGCCAUCCAGGCGGCGUUCCACAGCUUUCGGUGCGACGCUAUCGCAUGCAGCGAGCCGCGGCGCGGCGCCGCCGUGGCCCAGCUAGACGAGAUUCUGAAGAGGCUGGGCUCCCUACUGGUUGACGGCUCCAGUGGCGUUGCCAGCAACCCUCAUCACUUCCUGGAGGCAGUGCUGCGGCAGCCGGCGGCGCAGGGCCUGCGCCAGGAGCCGGGUGCGGACAACAGAUCCAUCCAGGGUGACCGUGUCCGCGGCCUCGCGGGCCGGGUCCCUGCGAUCACGACCGCCAGUCUGCAGUAUCGAGAUGAGCUCGAGCUGUGGACAAGCAAGGAGGGCGGGCUCGUCUUCGUGGACCAGGGCGUGGCGAGGCGGCAGCUGCUGCAGAUCAGGCCCUGCGCGCGCUAUGGCGGCGUCACCAGGCUCGCGGCUAAGCCUGGCGUGCUGGUGGAGGAGGAUCUCGCCGCCAAGAUGCGCCCUGGCGCCAAAGCGUGCACGCCAGGGGCGCUGGUGAGCGAUCGCUGCGUGCAGCUCCGAUGCGAGCAAGACGGCCUGCGGGUGAAUCUGCGGGGGCCCGGCCCGGAGCUGGAGGCGCUCUUCGCUGCCAGCGAGCGGUCGGCGGCUUUUUUCAGGUGGCUGGUGCAGAAGAUCUGCAGCGGCGCCCGCGAUGAGGCUGACGGCAGGCUGCUUCGGCUGCCCUUCGUGUGGAUGGCAGACGACCUGCUCGUGGCCUUCUGCAGAAACGAGCGGCCUUUGGGCGCCGCUGGCUAUAGAGCCCCUGAGGUGCUUCUCAGACAGGGCUUCCGCGAGGCCUUCCUGGAGGUGCAGCGGCACCCGAGGAUCUGCAGCGUGGCAGUCGCGGGAUUUCUCAGGGACAGGGGUUUCUCGUUUCAGGUCAGGCAGGAUUGGUUGAUGGACCGGUCAAUCGCGCUGCAGAAAGUGAUGCUCCUGAAUCUUGCCAAGCUCGCUGAGCUUGGUGUCGAGUUUUGCCCUCUGUUCAAGAUGUCUGAAGACCUCGCCCUCUGUUUCGACGUGCUGCAGCGGCCAGGUGGGCACACGCUGAAGGCGCAGGGCUAUCCAGGUGCCUGCGGCAACUGCCGCCAUGCCAGCGCAGCGCUAUUGUGCGGCGAUCCCUGA